AUGUUCAUUCUCUUUCCCUUCCCUCGUCUUCCCCUUCGAUCGCUUUCGUCUUCACCCUCGUCCUCGCACCCGCCUGCGCCUUCUGCUGCACCCAUGCCCAAGCACCUGCCUUCAGCACCUGCCUUCAGCCCCUGUCUUCAGCACCUGCCUUCAGCCCCUACCGAAGCACCUGCCUUCAGCCCCUGCCUAAGCACCUGCCCUCAGCCCCUGCCGAAGCACCUGCCUUCAGCCCCUGCUGAAGCAUCUGCCUUCAGCCCCUGCCGAAGCACCUCCCCUCAGCCCCUGCCGAAGCACCUGCUUCAGCCCCUGCCCUCAGCCGAAGCACCUGCCUUCAGCCCUGCCUUUAGCCUGCCGAAGCAUCUGCUUUCAGCCCCUGCUGAAGCAUCUGCCUUCAGCCCUGCCGAAGCACCUGCCUUCAGCCCCUGCCGAAGCACCUGCCUUCAGCCCCUGCUGAAGCAUCUGCCUUCAGCCCCUGCCUAA
Molecule: messenger RNA, 480 nt
Organism: Penaeus vannamei (Pacific white shrimp)
Lineage: Eukaryota; Metazoa; Arthropoda; Malacostraca; Decapoda; Penaeidae
Source: RefSeq, a predicted model, not a curated record